This is a messenger RNA of Paramecium octaurelia, 3609 nucleotides long. The record is from the annotation of a GenBank genome assembly. Lineage: Eukaryota; Ciliophora; Oligohymenophorea; Peniculida; Parameciidae.
AUGAAAUUAUUUGAGGGUCAAGAAUAACCAAAGCUCAAAUUGAAAAUAAAUAAGAAGUAUGCAGAGAAGUAUUAAAAGAAAAAGGAAAGGGAAUUAUUGGAUAAGAAAGGAGAAAUUCUAGAUUAAGAAGAAAGUAGCGAAGAUUAGAUUCCAGAAGACGAAAAUGGAGAUUUGAUUAAUGACAAAGUAACUUAAAAGUUCAUAGAAACUCUUGCAAAAAUAAGGUAUAAACAUCCAGAUAUUUAUAAAAAUAAAGAGAUAUUUUAAGAGGAAGAUUUUGAUGAACCUGAAAUCAGAGAUUAAAAGCAAAAGAAGGUCACUUAUGCGGAACUCUAAGGGUAGGGAGUCAAAGAUGAAUAAGAGGAAUUAGAAGAAGAAGAAUACGAACCAAAUAUAGGCAUGACUCCUAAUGAAGAAUAAAUCUAAUUGAAAAAGGCUUUUAUAGAAGCAGCUAAGAAUACACCUAAAUAACAGAAGGACUUACUAAAAGUAAAAUAAAAGACAGUACAAGAAAUAGAGGAUGAAAAUAAGGAAUUUGAAAAGCUAUUAAAAAAAUAGAAGCCUGAAGAGUAAGAUAUAUUAUAAAGGUUUUGGGGAAAUGAAGAGGAGUUGGAUGAGAAGGAUAAAUUCCUAAGGAAAUAUAUAUUAACAAAAGGGUGGAUUGAUAAAGAUGACAUGAAUGAGAUUAUUGAUUCAUCUGAAGACGAAGAGAAAAUGGAUGAGUUUGAAGAAAAAUACAAUUUUAGAUUUGAAGAAGAGGGAGGAAAUCAAUUGAUCACUUAUGAAAGAGAUUUAAAGGAUACAUUGAGAUAGGAACCAGAAACGGCAAGACAUAGAUAGAGAUUAGCAAAGGCUCAAAGAGAGAAGGAAUAAAAGUAGUAAUUGGAAAAAGAGUUAAAGUAAUUGAAAGCAGCAAAAAAGAACGAAAUUAUAUCUAAGCUUUAGAAAAUACAAUAGGUAGGUGGGAUUAAAGAUGCGAAAUUGUUAUUAGAAGAAAUUGAUAAGAAAGAUUUUUAACCAGAAGAAUUUGAUAAAAAGAUGGAAAAGAUAUUUGAUGAAGAGUAUUUUGAGGAUGAAGAGGAGUCUCCUGAAGAAUUGGAAUAAAAUGAUGAUGCAUAAGAAGAAGAAGUAGAAAAAAAUGAAUAAGGUUUAGAUGUUGAUAAUGUAAUAAAGAUUAAACCUACAAUUCCAAUUAUUAUGAAGAAAAAUUUAAAUUAAGAGUAAACUAUGGAUUUAUAUUUUUAGAGAAAUGGAAGUACUCAAAGAAGAAGAUAUUACUAUCUGGUGGUUUUGUGAUGUGUGCAAAUAAACCAUUGAACCCAAUCAUUUUAGAUGGGAUUGCCAAGUUUGUGAAGAUUAUACACUUUGUGAGAAUUGUAAUCAAUUACACUCUUAACAUAAAUUGAAAAAGGCUUUGGUUCCUAAAACCUGCAAACCUCCUAAGACAGAGGAAGCUGAAUAAUUAAUUAACCAAUUUAAGUAUUGUAGAGCAUGCUAAAUUAAAAUGACUAAAGAAAAUGAUUAUUAUGAAAGUAAGAAGGAUUAUUUGUGUGUGGAUUGUUUUGAAAAAGAUAAAAAUUAAUAGAGAUAUAAAUUUGUAGAAGCAGAGGUUUUGGAUGUUAAUAAAUUACUUGAAGAAAACCCUGAAUAAUUAAAAGAAAAAUUACCAUCUAAUCUUAAGAAUAUCAUUGAUGAAUACUAUAAUUUAGAUUUCGAGGAUGUCAUAGCAGGAGGAAUCAAAACUAAAUUUUAAUAUAUAGAUGUUGAAAAAUAAGAUUUUGGAUUGACAAAUGAUGAUUUGCUUUAUGCAGAUGAUAAAUUAUUGAAUUAGUACGUUUCAAUAAAGAAAUUGGCUCCAUAUCGAGACGGUUCCAUUAAAAUUAAGAAGAAUAAAGCUGAAAAACUAUUGGCUUAAAUUAGAAAGAGUACCAAAAGAAAUAAGAAAUUAAUCCUUAAAGGAAUAGACCCAAGAGAGUUUUAAAAACAGAAAUAACAAGAAGAAAAAUAAGAAUAAAAAUAAAAAGUUUAAUUAGAAGUGGAAGAUGUAGUAGAAAAUACAACCCUGUAAGUUAAUUCUAAGAGACUUAAAACUUAUGGAGUGUGAUUUUAUAUUUUGUGUUGUUAAUAGUAUUUAGAGUUGUAUUAUUAUUAUUCACAUUAUNUGGAUUGAUAAAGAUGACAUGAAUGAGAUUAUUGAUUCAUCUGAAGACGAAGAGAAAAUGGAUGAGUUUGAAGAAAAAUACAAUUUUAGAUUUGAAGAAGAGGGAGGAAAUCAAUUGAUCACUUAUGAAAGAGAUUUAAAGGAUACAUUGAGAUAGGAACCAGAAACGGCAAGACAUAGAUAGAGAUUAGCAAAGGCUCAAAGAGAGAAGGAAUAAAAGUAGUAAUUGGAAAAAGAGUUAAAGUAAUUGAAAGCAGCAAAAAAGAACGAAAUUAUAUCUAAGCUUUAGAAAAUACAAUAGGUAGGUGGGAUUAAAGAUGCGAAAUUGUUAUUAGAAGAAAUUGAUAAGAAAGAUUUUUAACCAGAAGAAUUUGAUAAAAAGAUGGAAAAGAUAUUUGAUGAAGAGUAUUUUGAGGAUGAAGAGGAGUCUCCUGAAGAAUUGGAAUAAAAUGAUGAUGCAUAAGAAGAAGAAGUAGAAAAAAAUGAAUAAGGUUUAGAUGUUGAUAAUGUAAUAAAGAUUAAACCUACAAUUCCAAUUAUUAUGAAGAAAAAUUUAAAUUAAGAGUAAACUAUGGAUUUAUAUUUUUAGAGAAAUGGAAGUACUCAAAGAAGAAGAUAUUACUAUCUGGUGGUUUUGUGAUGUGUGCAAAUAAACCAUUGAACCCAAUCAUUUUAGAUGGGAUUGCCAAGUUUGUGAAGAUUAUACACUUUGUGAGAAUUGUAAUCAAUUACACUCUUAACAUAAAUUGAAAAAGGCUUUGGUUCCUAAAACCUGCAAACCUCCUAAGACAGAGGAAGCUGAAUAAUUAAUUAACCAAUUUAAGUAUUGUAGAGCAUGCUAAAUUAAAAUGACUAAAGAAAAUGAUUAUUAUGAAAGUAAGAAGGAUUAUUUGUGUGUGGAUUGUUUUGAAAAAGAUAAAAAUUAAUAGAGAUAUAAAUUUGUAGAAGCAGAGGUUUUGGAUGUUAAUAAAUUACUUGAAGAAAACCCUGAAUAAUUAAAAGAAAAAUUACCAUCUAAUCUUAAGAAUAUCAUUGAUGAAUACUAUAAUUUAGAUUUCGAGGAUGUCAUAGCAGGAGGAAUCAAAACUAAAUUUUAAUAUAUAGAUGUUGAAAAAUAAGAUUUUGGAUUGACAAAUGAUGAUUUGCUUUAUGCAGAUGAUAAAUUAUUGAAUUAGUACGUUUCAAUAAAGAAAUUGGCUCCAUAUCGAGACGGUUCCAUUAAAAUUAAGAAGAAUAAAGCUGAAAAACUAUUGGCUUAAAUUAGAAAGAGUACCAAAAGAAAUAAGAAAUUAAUCCUUAAAGGAAUAGACCCAAGAGAGUUUUAAAAACAGAAAUAACAAGAAGAAAAAUAAGAAUAAAAAUAAAAAGUUUAAUUAGAAGUGGAAGAUGUAGUAGAAAAUACAACCCUGUAAGUUAAUUCUAAGAGACUUAAAACUUAUGGAGUGUGA